Molecule: messenger RNA, 1885 nt
Organism: Diatraea saccharalis (sugarcane borer)
Lineage: Eukaryota; Metazoa; Arthropoda; Insecta; Lepidoptera; Crambidae
Source: the annotation of a GenBank genome assembly
AAUACCAACUGAUACGUUCAACAGAAACUGAGUGAUAAGAGUUCCAGCUAUAUUUGCAAAUAACAUCAUCUUAAAACAGUCAUAAUGGCAAGUACUAGUGAACAAAGCUGCAGAAAUCCUAUAGAAGGCAAGUGCACCAAAAUUUGUGACAAGGAGGAAUGCAUAUGUGUUGAGACUGGUGGAAAAUCUUGCAUAUGCAUCUGUUCUGAUAAACAAGGGAAGAUAAUUCGAUGCGAUGAUUGUGGUGGAAAAUCAUGCAUAUGCAUUUGUUCUGAUAAACAAGGGAAGAUAAUUCGAUGCAAUGAUUGCAAAUGUGUAGAAAAUGGCAAGUGCCAUUGCAAAUGCGAUGAUGCUAAAUGCAUUUGUGUACCAACUGACGGAAAAGCUUGUGUAUGCUUGUGCCGUGAUGAAAAAGGUGACAUUACGGUCUGUAACGACUGCUCUUGUACACCUCAAGGAGCUAAGGAAUGUUGUACCAAAACUUGUGACAAGAACAAAUGCAUAUGUGUCGAGACUGGUGGAAAAUCUUGCAUAUGCAUCUGUUCUGAUAAACAAGGGAAAAUAAUUCGAUGCAAUGAUUGCAAAUGUGUAGAAAAUGGCAAGUGCCAUUGCAAAUGCGAUAAAUGCAUUUGUGUACCAACUGACGGGAAAGCUUGUGUAUGCUUGUGCCGUGAUGAAAAAGGUGACAUUACGGUCUGUAACGACUGCUCUUAUACACCUCAAGGAGCUAAGGAAUAUUGUACCAAGACUUGUGACAAGAAGAAAUGCAUAUGUGUCAAGACUGGUGGAAAAUCUUGCAUAUGCAUCUGUUCUGAUAAACAAGGGAAAAUAAUUCGAUGCAAUGAUUGCAAAUGUGUAGAAAAUGGCAAGUGCCAUUGCAAAUGCGAUAAAUGCAUUUGUGUACCAACUGACGGGAAAGCUUGUGUAUGCUUGUGCCGUGAUGAAAAAGGUGACAUCACGGUCUGUAACGACUGCUCUUGUAUACCUCAAGGAGCUAAGGAAUGUUGUACCAAGACUUGUGACAAUAAGGAAUGCAUAUGUGUCGAGACUGGUGGAAAAUCUUGUAUAUGCAUCUGUUCUGAUAAACAAGGGAAAAUAAUUCGAUGCGAUGAUUGCAAAUGUGUAGAAAAUGGCAAGUGCCAUUGCAAAUGCGAUAAAUGCAUUUGUGUACCAACUGACGGAAAAGCUUGUGUAUGCUUGUGCCGCGAUGAAAAAGGUGACAUCACGGUUUGUAAGGACUGCUCUUGUACACCUCAAGGAGCUAAAGAAUGCUGCACCAAGACUUGUGACAAGAAGGAGUGUAGAUGUAUCGAGACUGGUGGAAAAUCUUGCAUCUGUAUCUGUUCUGAUAAACAAGGGAAGAUUAUCCGAUGUGAUGAUUGUCAAUGCGUUAGUAAUAGUGAAUGUGUUUGCAAAUGCGAUGAUGCUAGAUGCAUCUGUAUUCCAACUGACGGAAAAGCUUGUGUAUGCUUAUGUCCUGAUGAAAAGGGUGACAUCAAGGUCUUUAACGAUUGUUCUUGUUUACCUCAAGCAGCUAAAGAGGGCUAAGCAAAAUAGGCGUCGUAAAAAACCAUCUAGUUAAAGAUAAACAGCAAAACUUAUUGCAUAUGAUGAGUGCUCAUGAAUUUAUCUGUAAUUGUAAUGAGUCUUAAUAUAAGUAUUUGUAUUUUAACUGCAAAGAAAAGAUGCGUUCACACUUUAAAGAAGAAAAUACUGAUGACGGUUGUGACGCUAGGGUUGCUUAUAAUCAUGUAACAGGUUUAUUUGUAAUACCUUAUAAAAUAAUCUUAAUUUUAUAUCGGUCUAGUAUUCGGUUAUAUGAUUAAGUUUGUAUUAUGAAAAUUAUUAUAUUUUAAAUUUUCAUGAAUAAAAGGUCUAUAAAUUG